GUGGUUUCGCAUGUUUAUAAGGGUACACACUUGGUUUAAGGGUGGAUGAAAUUGAAUGAUAUACCUCAUUUAAAAAAUGCAGGGCAGACAAGCUUUCUUGGAUGGAUCCUGCUGUCGCAGAAGACCUUUAAAAGAAGUCAAGAGCGAUGCCUGACUUCUUUGUUCUUUAUCUCUGGUGCACCCUUGUGGAAUAUUUUGUGACUGGUUUAGUCCCCUUAUCCAACUCACGCCCACUUUACAGUCCUAUAAGCUUUCUUAAUGAAACCCCUCCUCUAGGACUCAAAGAGCCCUCGGCCACACACACAAGUCUACCUAAAGUCAUACAAAGAGAGAAAAGGAUAAAGAUUUAUUUAGACAGCCAUGUUUUCCCUGUGCUCUUUCCUGUUGGCUGGACUUGUAUGUCAGAGUUUGGGUCAGUAUGAUUACUAUGAAGAAUACUACGUCCCCUCCGCACCACUAGAGGCCAUAUUAUCACCCACUUGUGCCCAGGAGUGUGAAUGUCCCAUCAGCUUUCCCACUGCCAUGUUCUGCAAUGAACGCAACUUGAAGUUCAUCCCCAUUGUGCCGAGUGGAAUCAAAUACCUCUACCUGCAGAACAACUAUAUUAAGGAGAUCAAGGCCGGUGUGUUUGAUAAUGUCACCGACCUUCGCUGGCUUGUUCUCGAUAACAACAACAUCACCAGCGACAAAAUCCAGGCAGGUACCAUUGAUAAACUAGGCAGCUUGGAGAAGCUCCUCUUCAGCAACAACAAGUUGACCAAACCCCCCGGCCCUCUUUCCAAGUCUUUGGAUGAGUUGAACCUGGUUGGCAACCAGCUGAGCUCAUUCCCUACUAACACUUUGUCUGGAAUGGAAAACCUAACCACCCUUCACCUGUCCAAGAACAAACUGACCACUGAGAGCAUCACAGGUGCCUUCAAAGGCCUAAAGUCCCUUGUUCUGCUGGACAUGAGCGAGAACAAGCUGAAGAAGCUUCCGGCAGGAGUUCCACCUUCGCUCUUGAUGCUCUAUGCUGACAAUAAUGAUAUUGACAGCAUCCCUAAUGGCUACCUGGCCAAACUGCCAGCCCUGCAGUAUCUGCGUAUCUCCAAUAAUAAGUUGGCGGACUCUGGAAUCGCUGCUGGUGUCUUCAAUGUGUCUUCUCUCCUUGACCUCGACCUGUCUUUCAACAAGCUGAAGACCAUUCCAGAAAUCAACGAAGCUCUUGAGCACCUGUACCUGCAAGCCAAUGAGAUUAACAAGUUUGACCUAUCAAACAUCUGCAAGUUCAGCUCUCCUGUCAACUACUCCAGGCUGAGGACCCUGCGCCUGGAUGGGAACAACCUCACGCACAGCAGUAUGCCAGAUGACACUUCCAACUGCCUACGCCAGGCCUCAGAGAUCAUCUUUGAUUAGAGUUUAGAGCUGAUAAGCUGCCAAAGCAUUCUUUAGCACAUCAAACAAAAUAAGGUUAUUGCAUUUAUAUAUGCUGACUGAUAUCUACACGCCCUUCAUGACCCUGGUUAUUUGCAGACUUAUUACAACAUUUACUCUCUAAAAUGUUGAUUUGUUUUUAUUAUUAAAAAUAGGCAGCAAUAUUUAGGAAUCUUGAAAAUCCGGCACAUAAUAUAUCAUUGUCUUGUAUGAUACUGUAUGAAGAAUAGUACCUGAAUAAUGAGAGGAACAUUUGUUGUUCAUAACAGUCCAUGAGACAUUUAAGCACAUGCUUAGAUAUUCUGAUCUAGAGAGAACCUUUUUUGUGCAUAAAAGAGGUGAAUUAAAUCAAAACAUAUAGCUUCCAUCUAAAUGAGUUUGUGCAAGAUCAUCUAAAUUCAUCUGUGCAUGUUAAACACCUUAAUCACUCAAAAUGUUUUACAAAAUGCUAUUGCUGUACUCAUUUUAAUGAUAAGCCUGCUGGGAAGGAAAUUAGAUUGUUUAAUAUAUUGUUUAAAUAUAUUUCCUCAAACUGUCUAAAAAAUUAGAAAAUGCUAUUUUGAAGGCUAUCUUGAAUUCAACUGAAAUUGAAGUUAUUUUCAUAGUUCCAAUGAUGCAUAAUUAAAAUAUGGCUGGACUGAGAGUAUAUAUAAAGACUUGCAGUGACGAAAUGUUGUAUUAACAGCAAUAGUAACUAUAACUAUCAGCAGCUUGAAUUUCUUAACACUGCCAACAUUUAUACAAUAUUAUAUCUGCAUGCAGUUCAUCUUACCCUGUGUAACAGUAAUAGCUUUCAGUUCUAUGGCAACAGCAUUGGACAUUUUUUAUGUAUGCAAUAUACCAUUUCACAUCAUCAGAAUGUCAUUCAACUUAUUAAAGUCACAUGACUACAGUAA
Xyrauchen texanus (razorback sucker) is the source of this 2309-nucleotide messenger RNA. Its product is annotated as lumican-like. The record is from RefSeq and is a predicted model, not a curated record. NCBI's taxonomy places the organism in Eukaryota, Metazoa, Chordata, Actinopteri, Cypriniformes, Catostomidae. The coding region runs from base 361 to 1395 and encodes 344 amino acids. The transcript is spliced from 5 exons. Gene Ontology annotation, molecular function: protein binding.